Molecule: messenger RNA, 183 nt
Organism: Symbiodinium sp. CCMP2592
Lineage: Eukaryota; Dinophyceae; Suessiales; Symbiodiniaceae
Source: the annotation of a GenBank genome assembly
AUGCGAAGGUGGCACUGCAGCAGGUGGACAACCUCCUACAAGGUACUCGAAUUCUCACGAUUGAGGAGGCCGGGGGCGCGCUGGCCUCCAACUCCCGGCCGCCACGGCUGGCAGUGGCCAGAGAAACCACGGCCUUCGACGCAGCAAUCGCACGUAGCGCCCGCGGCGAGCGGGUUGCCGUGA